Plectropomus leopardus (leopard coralgrouper) is the source of this 747-nucleotide messenger RNA. It is a transcript of the gene clxn, whose product is annotated as calaxin. Lineage: Eukaryota; Metazoa; Chordata; Actinopteri; Perciformes; Serranidae. The record is from RefSeq and is a predicted model, not a curated record. Gene Ontology annotation, molecular function: calcium ion binding.
GGCUGUUGCCAUAGCGACGGAAUGUCAACAUCGCUCCUCCCGGAAGACUCGUGCGUUGCCUGUCCGACGUGUAGCCUCUAAAAAUGUCAGAAAUAUCUGCCAUGAACCGAAAGCUGAUAAAAACUCUCGCUGAAACGAUCUCAAAGCAAGUGGAGCACUUCAAUAAAGCAGAGGUGGAGUGCCUUAUCCGAGAGUUUAACGUGCUUCUGGGGGAGCAGACUGUCCCCGGGACAGUUGUUACCUGCCUGGACAGAGAGAAGUUCAGGAGCAUACUGCACAACAUCUUUGGGAUGACAGACGACAUCAUCAUGGGUGGAGUCUUCAGGACAUUUGACAAAGACAACGACGGCUUCAUCAGUAUGAAGGAAUGGAUUGAGGGACUGUCUGUUUUCCUUCGAGGGACCUUGGAUGAAAAAAUAAAAUACUGCUUUCAUGUGUAUGACUCAAAUGGCGACAGCUACAUCACCAGAGAGGAGAUGCUUCUCAUGCUGAAGAACAGCCUCAUCAGACAGCCCACAGAGGAGGACCCUGACGAAGGAAUCAAAGACCUGGUGGAGAUCACACUCAAGAAGAUGGAUCACGACCACGACGGCAGACUUUCUUUCACUGACUUUGAAAAGGCAGUGAGAGAGGAGAAUCUGUUACUUGAGGCUUUUGGAACCUGCCUCCCUGACACCACGAGUAUUGAGACAUUCGAGCAGCAUGUAUUUCAGGAACAUCUGGAACAAUGAAGAAUUACAAUUUAUU